Messenger RNA from Epithele typhae, 1833 nucleotides. RefSeq lists its product as uncharacterized. Bases 1 to 1833 code for a protein of 610 amino acids. The record is from RefSeq and is a predicted model, not a curated record. NCBI's taxonomy places the organism in Eukaryota, Fungi, Basidiomycota, Agaricomycetes, Polyporales, Epitheliaceae. The transcript is spliced from 8 exons.
AUGGCCACGGGCGACAACAACGGCAGCGUAAAGAAGGAGCGGCGGCGCAGCCUGCUUGGACGCUACAGCGUGUCGACCAAGGAGUCCCCCACGCUCCCGACGCCGAUCGAGGGCAAGGCGCAGACCGCGACUCCUACGACCGCGUCCCUCCCUCUCCUCCCUCGCCGGCGGCCCCUCGCGCCCCAACCCACCGCUCUCUACCCGGAAACGCUCCAGCUCGUCCAACUCACUGACCCAGGACGAUCCCAACCCACAGAACCCGCUCGAGCGCACCUCUCCUCCCUCUCCACCACUUCCCAGGGCCGCACCGACUCCCCGUUUUCGCCCCCGUCGUCCGCCAAAUCCCCAGACUCCCGCGGCUCCUUCGCCAAAAUGUCCCUCGGCUCCAUGCUCUCCUCCCUCUCCCUCUCCCGCGCAUCCUCUGACCGCGGCCGGGACGAGGAACGCGGCCGCUCCGAGCGCCAGGACAAAGACAAACACCCGCCCGCUCCUCCUCCUACGCCGGCGCGCCCGAGGCCGACCGCGACUCGUCCGAGUCCCGCGCCCGCCCUCACCCAGUCCGACGCCGAGUCCGACGCGGAGGGCUCCCUCGCCUCGCGCGGCGUGCGCCCGCGCACCGCCUUCUCCUUCUCCGCCCAGUCCGACGACGAGUCGGACGAGGGCGAGGACGAGUCCGACUCGGACGACGCCUGGGAGGAGGGCGAGCCGCACUUCGACGAGGUCACGGAGCAGAACACGGAGGCGAACGCGCUCGUGCCCGCGACGAGCGAGCAGGACGUGCCCGACUACCUCGGCGAGGGCGUCAACGUCGUCGUCCCGCCCGAGCCGUACUUCCCCUCGACGCUCAACGGCGGCCAGGGCCGGAACCCGCGGCGGCGCAAGUCGAUGAAGCCCCAGGACCAGCUGCCGCUCAACACCUCCCGCCCGACGUUCCAGCGCGACCGCUGCAUCAUCUCCGUCACCCAGGGCGCCCCCGAGAAGAUCAACAGGGAGUCGGGCCGCGCGGGGAAGCGGUACGUGCUCGCGAGCGACCUGAGCGAGGAGAGUCGCUUCGCGCUGGAAUGGGGGAUCGGCACCGUGCUGAGGGACGGGGACGAGCUCAUUAUCGUUACCGUCGUCGAGAACGAGGGCAAAGUCGAUCCCCAGAUCCCCAACCCCGCCGAUCGUGCUACCAAGCUCCGUGCCCAGCAGGAGCGACAAGCCUUGGCAUAUAUCCUCGUCCGCCAAGCCACCAGCCUGCUUCAGCGCACGCAUCUCAACGUUUCGAUUGCGUGCCAGGCUUGGCACGCAAAGAAUAGCAGGCAUAUGCUGCUUGACAUUGUCGAUUUCUAUGAACCCGUCAUGCUCAUCGUCGGUUCCCGAGGUCUAGGAAACCUCAAGGGCAUCCUCCUCGGCUCGACGUCUCACUACCUCAUCCAAAAGUGCUCCGUGCCCGUGAUGGUCGCCCGCCGGCGGCUCAAGCGCCCCCCGCGCCGCUCCGCGCACCUCAAGGCGCACCGCGCCCGCGUCUCGCUCGCACAAGCCGCCGUCGACCGCGUCGCCUCCAAGGUCGACCAGGACGUGGCGAAGAUGCGGUCCGAGAUCGCGCGCGACGACGAGCGCCGCACCGAGGGCCACCCCGCGCCCGACCGGGACGACGACGACGACGGGGGGGACGGGGACGACACCGAGGUCGAGGGCGACGGCCCGGGCGGCGCGAUCAACGCGGGCGUCGACGGCCUCAUGGCGGGAGGCGGCUCGGGCGCGCGCGCGGUCGCGCGGGGGCUCGCGAGCGCGAUCGGCGAAGGUACUGAGAAUUCGCUGGGCGAGAAGGUGGCCGGGGCGCUGGCCUGA